AUUUACAAUUAGCUAAAAGAUGCGGAUCUAUGGCAACGGGAUGUAGUAACUAAGGUUGUGUAUGGCUUUUAUGGCAUCAGCUUUCAACAAGAAACCGUGAUCAUGCCACAGUUGAUAGCAAUUAGGUCUCAAAUGAUACAUGAAUAAUAAAAAACAAUUUGAUAUUACGUGUUACAUUUACACGUCACACGUCAGCACGUCUGAUACAGACGAGUCGUUUGUAACAACCGUUCUUAAUUAAAGAGGGUGGAUUAAUCGCGAGGAAUGCCUCUAGCGAGGGAACGAGCAGGCUCUACGGCAUCCAAGACCAGUUGGAAGAGCAAGCCACCACCCGUCGGUGAAGAACCCCAUAGUCGAGAACCAAGCCUUCUGUCUGCCGAUAAGGAUAUUGGUGAAAAACACGGGUUGUUCCCAAGAAUGAGUUUUAAAAGAGGCAAAACUCCAAAGUGCAGCCCUUCAGUCCAAGAGCACGCAGAAAAGAGCCAAUGUGAGGAAAUUGAGCGAUCUCUCGCAACUCUUAUUCGUCUUGCUGCCAACCCAGAGUGCAUUAGUUUUCUGCUGGAUGGCCUUGACCUGUGUAUGCACAAGGUGAUGCUACUCUCUGAUACGACAGAAUGUGAGAGGGUUGAGCUAGCAGUCAGUGACCUCUUUUCUCAGAUUAUUCUAACUUGCAGUGAAGAUAUAAACUCCAGCUUAAAGCUAAUUGAAAAACACAAUAAGUUGCAACGCAUCUCGAAGCUCCUCCUAACUGCCAUGGACCUGUUAAGAGGUCGACAAUCGUUACAUUUCACUGCGUUAAUGGUUAUGAACCAGAUACUCGACCUAUGUAUUAUAAAUCAUGGAUAUAUGUCUACAGAACUACAAACGGAAUAUUUCCUUCAUGAACAACAAGAGUACAAAAGUCAUCUGGUGUCAGAUGCAGAAGGAAAUAAAACACCACUGAGGAAAGCAGAUUCUACACUCUCUGGAUCAGGGAGUUCCCAAUCCCCUCAACAUAGAAAACACUCCCUUCGGAAGCAUCAGGAAGAAUCUACAUGUACCAAUAAUAAAGAACUCCAUCGCCAAUGUGCAAUUGAUGUAUCCCCAAGUGCAUCGCCAAAUUUGGAUCACCAGAAACAGGAUGAUAAAAGGGUGAGCUUUGAGCCUGACCCUAAACAUGAAAGGUUGUCCUCAGAAAGCUCUAUGAUUUCCCAGGAUCUUAGCACCCCUCUAGGGGCCAUUAGUACUGAGCAGACACCCCUGGAUAUACUCACAGAUAUGGAUCCUGCUCAGAUAUUACAUGUCUUACACAACUCUAUUACAAUGCAUAAACGCAUCACUGGCAACAGACAGAAAUGUACACCUAGUGUACGCUGGAGACACUGUACUUAUCAUUGUUUAACUAUAUUAAGUGCCAGAGUUUUAACAGUUAUGUGUUAUGGAGCAUCAGUCCAGCAGAAAGUGGUCAAUGAGGGGCAUCUGAAGACUCUUGUAGAAUCUUUGGAUCCAAACCAUGAUCCACAUUUACUAUGUCUGAUCCUCCAAGCUCUGGCGUGUAUUGCUUUAAACCCUAACUUCCACACAUCCUUGACUGAAGCUGACAUUCCUGAUACGCUCAUGCAGCUUCUACUGCCUUCAGACGAAUGGUACUACACCAACCAUAGUACAAAGUAUGCCAAGUACGUCAAGUAUCAUGCUGCUAGGAUCCUCGUCUAUAUGGGACUCUUCCAUAGACUUGGCGGUCGAGUAGAUCUCUUUGACAUGAAAGUAUUCAAUACAAUGUCCCCCAAUCCAAUUCUACAGUCGCACUACAAUUCUGAGGACUCUUACAUAGAACAGAUGGCUCUUGGGAAGACCAUUGUGAAGUCUGAAAAUGGAGUGAUUCAAGCAGUGUCUCUAGAGGGGCUAGUUCAGGAGAUAAUUCAAGAUGUUACAAAGGAAGAGCUGCAGUUCAGCUAUAAACUGUUGCCAGGGAGAUGCAAGAGUGUUUCCUCGGAAUAUGAGUCCACUAAGACAGAAAUUGAAAUCUAUGAAGAAAUAAUACAUGAGUUAAACCAGAAACCCCUACAGGAGUUUUUCUUCACUGCGGUGCCACUUUUAGUACAUCCAAUAAUAAUUCUUCGCCUUAUGUGCCACAAAAUGUUCUCGAAAAUGGUGCGUAGGAAAACAAAACAAGAAGGUGCCCUUCAACCCCCUAAAGUGGAAGAUAUUAAAAGUUGUCCUCCAAGGACUACUCCUCAAUCCCCCACUGAACAAUCUCCAGAAGCACUGGCUAAAAGAAGGAAAGCUAAUCUUCAUGUUCAGAUCGCUGAACCUGUUGUUCCAAAAUCUGAACCAGACACCACGUCUUAUCAUUCUAAGCAUCGUGGAUCCCGAAGUUCAAUGGAGCGUGAAAUAACAAAAUUUUCUGGCUCAAUAAAGUGUAAAAAUAAUGGAACAACCAGUUAUGCCUUAAAAGCAAUAGGGGAUAGUCUAAUAACCCCGAUUGAUGCUGCUAACCUUUCCCCUCCUCAAUCCACUUCUGUAGAUGCAACAACAGACAACAUAAGAGGGAAAAGUAUAUUCCGUUGGCCAAGUUUAAAAAAACAGCAAAAAGCUAAAUCACAUGGGAACUUAAUGGUUGGCUCAAAGUCUCAUGAUGGCGGCUUCCCACCUCAACAGGAGAUAGAUGAGACCGAUGUUGACACGUUGGACACCUCAUUGUGUUUCCCUUUGGAGGAUAAGGAUACUGACAUAUUAGCUUUUCAAAGGGAGUUAAUAAACCUACCAACCUUUGAACUUGAUACACCCAAGGUUGACCCAAUCUCACCCGCAUUGAUCACUAAAUCCAGCUCUGUCCCACAUUGCCUAGAUGCCUUGCCAGUAUCCAUCACAGUGCAACAUACAAGUAGAGAUAUAUCAACAUCAUUAAAUGAUGGCCAUAUUGGUCGAAAAGCUCAAGUGAUGAAGCUGCAACAAGAUAUUGAGCAGCUGAAUAUUAAAGAUGAAAACCAGGAUAUUGUAGUUCAUUUUGCAGCUGCCUCUCCAAAUGCCUCUCCAUGUGAAAGUCCAGCUUCGGGUCGCUUAUCCAAUGAUGAUAAUGAAACACCCCCAAUGGUGCUAGCUAAGAAACGUGAUUCUUUAUCUCCAAUGGAUCCAGUACCUGGAAAUAAUGUGUCUCCUUCGCAGAAAUUAGAAACAAUUAACUCGCCAACAAAACUUGUGAAAUCUCCAUCGGGUGGGCCACCAUUAUCCCCAAAUCAGUUAGUGCCACUGAGUUUACCUUUGUCACCAGCCCUGUCUGCUUGUACGUCACGCUCCAGUAGGUCGAAUGCCACAAGUCCGAGCACCGAGAUGCCCCCCUAUCACAGAGCUGUCAUGACAGUCAUAGAGACAUGGGUGGAUAUUUGCAGUUGUGAUUUAGAGUCAACAGUUACAGUGCAACGAGAGAUGAAAGACUUUCUCGCAAAGAUGGGAGGCUUGGGUAGUGAAUACAAAACAUGGUGCCAGAGAAUAUCAAGCCUUCUGAAGCUCGAGGAGCUUGAGAUGAAGAAGACAAUACCAGAAGCAAGUGAAGCCACAGACAUUAAUGUUACAUACAAACAGUUGCAACAACUCGUAGUAAGUGGUGAAAUACCAUGUACCAAAGAGGAGUCUGCUCAUUUGGCUGCUAUACAACUCCAUGUAGACGAAGCCUGGCCUGAGGAUGAUAACAUCCUGGACAAAGAUGGCGGCUACACAUCAGGGGAAGAUAAUCCCCAGGAUAAAGAUCAACAUAGUGAACAAUUACAAAAUUUAAAUCGUAAAAAGGAGCUAAUUAGAACUCAAAGGGCAAAAAAGAUUGCUAGCUCUCGUAGGAAGGGCAAAUCUUUAUCAAAACAUUUAGGAUGUCUUUCUGAUCAUGCUGAUGAGGAAUUUAGGACUUACCGCUCAAAUGUUGAGCAUAAAGAUCUAAGUCGCUGUUUGCCGCCAGAUUACAGGGAAUCUCGGAAGGUGAAAGAUCUGAUUAAGGAAAAGCAGAAGAAAUUGUGGCACACCCUGUAUUAUGACAGUGAGUUAAAACUGAAGCAGCUCUAUAUCAAAAUCUGCAAGAACUUGCCCACUUAUGGCUGUAAACUGUACCAGGUUAAAGAAAUCAUCAGAGGAAAUACUCAUAAAAAGAUUGCCAGAAUUCUAGGCAUCAGCACUGAGAAAAUGAUUCUCUUAGACAAUAAAACCAAAUCUUUAACUCGCUCGGAGAUCAUUACAAACCUCUAUGACUGGAGCACAGUUGGAGGGAAGAUUCACGAUGGGUUAAAGUUCGAAUUUAGAGGCACAAAACCAUGGACGUUGAUCACAUCGUCGCAGGAGAGUCUGAAAAAUGUGACGACGUCACUCUGGGAGGCAAUGGACCUGAGUGGACGGAUUAUGGACAGCAUGACUCAAAGUGGCUUAGAUUUUGCUGACUUCAGUCAAAGAGCUUUAACUAUGGGACCUGAGGUAGACUCCUGUACCCAGUAUACGAAGGAGCUUGAUAGUUACCAGAAACUUCUCCACUUCCCCGAGGAAGUAGCCCUAUUAAUCACUGAGAAGGAGUACCAGUUAUUUUAUAAAAUUCCCCCUGCGUAUUACAUACGCCAAGUGACCAUGGAGCUGUCAAAAACAUGUCUGAGUAAUAAGUCAAGGACUGUACAGGAUCUGGUUCAGAGAUUUAAUGCUGUGAGCUCCUGGGUGACCCACCUAAUCAUCACCCAACCUACACACGAGGAUAGGAAAGCAGUUGUCUCUUGUGUUUUACGAUUGGCUAAUUCUUGCUGGAACCUUGGCAAUUUCAAUGCCACAGCGGAGAUCUUAGCAGGACUCAAGUCAGAAAAAUUGAAACCAUUUUGGUUGUCUAUCAAAAACACAGCAUUGCUCACCUUAGAGAGUUUAACAGAUGCCAUGCUUACUAGAGAGCUUUCACCGGAGUAUAGGGACGCAGUAGCUCGAGGACUAGACAUACCAGCUUGUAAAGUGGUGCCAUUCUUUGGGGGAUUUUUACGGGACUUACGUGCAGUAUUGACAAGUUUGCCUUCAAUUGUUGUGUUACCAACAGAGGAUAGUUUAAAUGUAGAGAGUGUCUCUGACUACAAUGGAGAAGACAGAUUCAUGACUCGCAUAGGAGUUGGUGGUCUUAUAAACUUUGAUAAAAUCCAACAGGCCCAUUUGGUGUUGAAUGACAUUCAGUUAUUCCAUGACCACGCACAUCAACAGACAUUCCAGAGCCAGUCCAAGGCCAACCUCAUUGUAGAGGAAAUUGAUGAGACUCAGGAAACCAGGGUAUCAGAUGAUUCAGAGGACGACUCGGAGGACGAGGAUUAUGAAUCAGACUAUGACCUAGAUAUAGACAAUUAUCAGCCAAUCAAAUCCAUCCAUAAUCAACAUGGAGUAAUGUUGAUUCCUACAGGCCUGACGUGUAGUAUAAACCUCCAUAAGCUGCAGUGUAUGCACCAUGGCGUCACUGCCAUUCACUGGUUAGAGGAGGGCUCAAGAUCUUCACGCUCUUAUUUAAAACUAGAAAAUGACAAUGGAACAUUAACAUGGUGUAAACCUUUCUGGAGUCCAUUAAGAUCAGGCACUCAGCCAGAUUACGCCCUCAAAGAUAAUUUUGAUUGGCCAAUAUCACCUGGCUUGAGCAUGAAGUAUGCCUUUGGUGAGCAAGUGACGGAUAAUCUAGAGGAGGGGUUUGUGGAUAUAUCUAUAAUCAAAGAGAUUCGACUUGGACAAACUGUGAUAGACUUAGCUACAAUAACAAAACGUUAUAAUUUAGAGGAUGUGUCACAUGAGCGUAAUUGUAUCUCAAUCCUCUAUGGAAGCAAUGUAUCAGAUAAUCGCUCGCUACAUUUUGCCCUGCCUGAUAGGUUGGCCAAUUUAUGGUACAAGGGUCUCAGGUCACUAGUGAAGGUGUCUCAACUCCAGAAGAGACACACAGAUAGACGGUUGCUAUGGUUAAAGGAGCAAUAUCUACAGUUAUUCUAUGAGGAUGUUAAAUGCCAAGGACCUACACCAGCUGAAGCUAUUAAGAUAUUCGGAGGGAGAAAGUGGGUCAGCAAUAUGCAGUCAGGGAUUCCACCUAGUGAGGGUCUCAAACGAACUCCCAGUUUUGGGGUUCAUGGUAAAAUACUCAAGAAAAAGGGUACCACUCUUAGCACAAUCAAGGAUUUCAGUCCUAAGUCGUCCAACAACAGUCUUGAUAGCCUUGGCUUGGAGAGCAGUCAAUCGAGAUCAGAUUCUAGUGUUAAACAGAGUGGGAAGGCUCCAGAUAGUCCAGUCACAAAAUCUAAGUCUGAUAGCUCUAUACUGAAUAAUAACAAUGACUUUAAUGUGACCUCACUUUAUAAAGGUCAAAGUCAGUCAAAUACAUUCCGACCUCGUGGGUUUUCUCAAAACCUGACGGUUGCCUACAGGGCAAGACAGAAGUUCUCCUUAGGGAGUCGCACUAUGGAUGGCAAGUCCUUGCUUACACAUUCCACCUGCCUAGACUUUCUAGAUUUUAUGGAUUUGUUUAAAUCAUUCUCAAUAAGAUGUCGGAAGGAUUUGAAGGAUUUGUUCGAGCAGUUUGCAGUUGAGGAACCUCGUGUUGAAAUUGCAUUCCCAUCAGCCCCUGAGCACAUGUGGUGUGCUAAAGAAGCAGGUCUCAUCACAAGAAAUAGUCCCUUGGAUGAGGAGGCUGCUGAAAGUUCACGUAGAAAGAUGACAGAUGCCCUAGCCGUUUCCAGUAUUGUAUCUAAUGGUUCUGGCAUUCAGUCGUCUAAUAGUAGGUGUCUGGGCCUAAUGGAGAUACGAGAGUUCCUUGAAGACUAUCAGGAGGACAUGGUCUCUGAUGAAGACAUCAUUCACAUCAUACAGAGAUUUGAACCUGAUCCUGAACUACGCCGUCAAUAUAGCUUAUCAUUUGAGGGGUUUGCCUGCUAUGUCAUGGACAAGAACAACUAUGCCUUCAUUAAUGAACAUGUCACACAAACAUCAGAGGACAUGGACCACCCACUUUCCCACUACUAUAUAGCAUCAUCUCAUAACACAUACCUCACUGGUCAUCAACUGAAGGGAGAGUCUUCAGUUGAAAUAUACAGUCAGAUUUUACUGACUGGCUGUAGGUGUGUAGAGCUUGACUGCUGGGAUGGGGAAGAUGGAUAUCCCAUCAUAUACCAUGGACAUACACUUACCACUAAGAUCUCAUUCAAGGAAGUGGUUGAAGCAAUCAAUAAAAGCGCAUUUGUGACAAGCCCCUACCCUGUCAUCAUAUCCAUAGAGAACCACCUGUCUAUCCCACAACAGCAGAAAAUGGCCCAGACAUUCAUUAAUGUGUUUGGAGAGAAACUGGUGACAAAAUUCCUAUUUGAGACAGAUUUUGUGGAUGACCCUGUGCUACCCUCCCCCAAUCAGCUGAAGUACAAGAUACUCAUUAAGAACAAAAAACUGAGAAUGCACCAGCCUAGACAGCUAAAACAAAGGUCAGCAUCUGCCCAACUUGAACAAGGUCCAUUUGAAUAUGAUGACGACGAUGAAGAUGAAGAGGAAGAUGAUGAAACUGAUAAUGUAAAGGAAAUCACAUAUGUAGCCAGGAAACCAGGAGA
Molecule: messenger RNA, 7553 nt
Organism: Owenia fusiformis
Lineage: Eukaryota; Metazoa; Annelida; Polychaeta; Sabellida; Oweniidae
Source: the annotation of a GenBank genome assembly